Messenger RNA from Tachysurus fulvidraco (yellow catfish), 1343 nucleotides. Its product is annotated as rano class II histocompatibility antigen, A beta chain-like. Gene Ontology annotation, biological process: immunoglobulin production involved in immunoglobulin-mediated immune response; positive regulation of T cell activation; immune response. Lineage: Eukaryota; Metazoa; Chordata; Actinopteri; Siluriformes; Bagridae. The record is from RefSeq and is a predicted model, not a curated record. The coding region runs from base 164 to 1003 and encodes 279 amino acids. The transcript has 7 exons. Gene Ontology annotation, cellular component: MHC class II protein complex; membrane. Gene Ontology annotation, molecular function: MHC class II protein complex binding.
CCCAAAGUAAAGCAUACUGGAACGUGUUCUUAAGAAGAUCCAUUAAACUUAAGGAUUCUUAAGCUGUCCCUGUGGUGAACCUUUUAAAUGUUUAUAAAAACUAGAACUGUAGAAGCCCUUAACUACACAACGAAUCCACUGAGGUGUGUGUGUGUUUAACGGGAUGCGUCUGUGUGCUCCGAGUCUCAUCUGCUUACUGCUGCCUUUAUUUACAGGUAAAGCAGUAGAUGGUUACUAUGGACAAGGCUACAUGCAGUGUUAUUACACUCGGGAUCUGGUCUCCAUUGAAUUCAUUUACUCUUGGUACUUCAACAUGGUUGAGUAUCUGAGGUACAACAGCACGACAGACAGAUUCACAGGGUUCACUGCGUACGGAGAAAGAAUGGCUUCAUCAAUGAACCUGGACCCCAAAAAAAGUCUCUAUUUCUAUGUGUACACAUUCUGCAAAGAUUACUGUGAUCAAUAUUCAUCUAAUGUUCAAAAGCAAGUGAAGCCCCAGGUCACGGUGAGGUCACUGGUGGGGUCUGAGCCUCAGUCCCUCUCGGCCAUGCUGCUGUGUAGUGCAUAUGAUUAUCAUCCUAAAGGAAUCAAAGUGUUAUGGCUGAGAGAUGGUAAGGUGGUGACUGAUGGAGUUUCCUCCACUGAGGAGCUUUCAGAUGGAGACUGGUACUAUCAGACCCACUCUUAUCUACAGUACACACCAAGACCUGAGGAGAACAUCUCCUGUGUGGUGCAGCACGAGAGCUUAACACAACCACUCAUAACCACCUGGGAGCGUCACCUUCCUGAAGAUCAGAGGAACAAGCUGAUUAUCGGCAUUUUCCUCAUGGUGUUGGGGAUCGUUUUGGCUGUUGUCGGAUUUCUAUAUUACAUGCUGAGGUCUAAAGCGUGUGCCAAGCAAACUUCACAGACUAUAUCUUUAGGAAGCACUGUUUCAGAGACGAAUUCAGAAGCUGCAUUAGAGAGUUCAGAAGUUUCAAACACUUAUGUUUAUAUAGAAUGAUUUUUAUAUUCAGUACAUUUUCUGUGUAAGGGUUUCAGUAAAUUCCUUAAUCAGGUGUGGUUCAGUAAAUUUAUAGUAAAAGCAAUAAUAUAAAAUGUUUAUAAUAACAUCUAUAUUAAAUAACAUCUAUAUUAAAUAUCAUGGGGCUUCUCUAAUGCUCCACAAGCACUAUGUAAUCUUUUACACCAAAUAUAUUAUAAACAGCUUUGGGCUUUUCAUCACCUGCACCUCUCGGGGGAGACGCCAGCGCUUCCCAAUCAGCUUGUCUAACAGAAAUAAACACAAAUAAAUAUAUUCUAUGUAUUAAUCAUGUCUGAUUGCAUUAAAAAUGAUCUCUGAA